AUGCCACACAACGAUUCUCUUGUAGUCGACCUACUCUUCGACGAUAUCGAAAUUAGUCGAAUCUUGAUAAACAUUGGCAGUUUAGUUAACGUCCUUUUCCAAGACACAAUCGAGCAGAAGAAUUUUCCUAAGGAAAAAAUCAAGGCUGACAUCAAACCGUUAACAGGAUUCACGGGCGAGCAAACCAUGAAAGUCGGUAUAGUCAAAAUACUGAUCUAUGUUCCAGGUGUAGCAAAAACUGUCAAGUUCCUCUUCAUGAAGAAAGCAGCGAUGUACAACACCAUCCUUGGAACUCCAUGGCUCCAUGCAAUGAAGGCAGUAGCUUCUACCUAUCACCAGUGCAUCAAAUUUUCGGCUCCAGGAGGCAUUUAUACGCAUCGUGGAAAUCAAGCCAUAGCUCGAUCAUGUUACAUUAACGAAUGCAAGCUCCAAACUGCUACUCAAUUCUGCUUCAUCAGCUUGAAGCCCGACCUAAUAACUCUGAAGCGGAAACCACCACAAGAAACAAUAGUUCAGGUCAGCAUCGACGAGACCUUCCCAGAAAGGCAGGUCGGUAUAGGUGCCGACCUGGAUCCAGAAAUCAGGGAAGAUAUUAUUCAGUUUCUCCGCAAGCACGUAACGACUUUUGCCUGGUCAAUCAGCGAUAUGUCGGGCAUAGAUCCAGGGGUGGCACGCCACAAGCUCAAUAUCAAUCCAACAUACAAACCUAUCAAGCAAAAGCGACGCAAACUCAGACCUGAAAAAGCACAAGCUGUUAGUAAGGAAGUCGAGCGAUUACUUCAAGCAAGAUCUAUCACUGAAGUUUGGUACCCAGAUUGGCUCGCUAAUCUGGUCGUAGUCAAAUAG
This is a messenger RNA of Eutrema salsugineum, 846 nucleotides long. RefSeq lists its product as uncharacterized. Lineage: Eukaryota; Viridiplantae; Streptophyta; Magnoliopsida; Brassicales; Brassicaceae. The record is from RefSeq and is a predicted model, not a curated record. The transcript has a single exon. The coding region runs from base 1 to 846 and encodes 281 amino acids.